This is a messenger RNA of Anopheles maculipalpis, 7744 nucleotides long. It is a transcript of the gene htk, whose product is annotated as mucin-5AC. Gene Ontology annotation, biological process: regulation of transcription by RNA polymerase II. Gene Ontology annotation, cellular component: nucleus. The coding region runs from base 140 to 7744 and encodes 2534 amino acids. NCBI's taxonomy places the organism in Eukaryota, Metazoa, Arthropoda, Insecta, Diptera, Culicidae. The record is from RefSeq and is a predicted model, not a curated record. The transcript is spliced from 8 exons. Gene Ontology annotation, molecular function: transcription cis-regulatory region binding.
CCCGUUAAAAGCAAGCGACAGCCAACGAAGCGGGGAGCGGGAACCAUAAUAUGCACCCCUACCCAGGUUAUCAGUGAACGCGGUAAAAGUGGCGAUUGUCAGCGAUAAUUUGAGUUUUGAGCGCUAUUUCCUCCAAAAGAUGCAGCAAGUAGACGAUCCCCCUUAUUUGACUGUAGGAACGGAGGUAAGCGCCAAAUACAAGGGGGCAUUCUGCGAGGCCAAGGUACGCAAGGUCGUGCGAAACAUCAAAUGCAAGGUUGCGUACAAACAGCAGGGUCUCGGGUCCGGUGUUGUUUCGGACGAUCAGAUCAAGGGGGCACUCCGGGUCGGUGCGACGGUCGAGGUGAAACAUCCGGAGCGAAAGGAGUACGUCGAGGCGACGCUAACCAAAAUCCAGGACUGCUCCCAGUACACGGUGGUGUUCGAUGACGGUGACAUUACGACGCUUCGGCGUAGCGCGCUCUGUCUCAAAAGUGGUCGACAUUUUAACGAGAGCGAAACACUCGAUCAGCUUCCGCUCACGCAUCCGGAACACUUCGGGAAUCCAGUCAUCGGUGGACGAAGGGGUCGUAGAUCGCGGCAUUUGCUCCCGGACGAAAGUUCCGAUGAGGAGGACGAACCCACGCAUCACUCCCGUUCGAAUGCGAGCGAUAAAGAGGAAAACAUCGGCAAGGUGGUGUGCGUGGAAACGAGCGACAACAAAAAGAAAAAUCCGAAAGAAAAUUGGUUCCCCGGGCUGGUAGUUGCACCGACCGCCCAGGAUACGGUACGGAUACGCGUGAAGGACGAAUACUUGGUGCGCUCGUUUAAGGACGGCCGGUACUACACCGUGCCCAAGAAGGAAGCGACCGAAUUCACCCGCGACAGUGUGAACAAGUCGGAAGCGGCCGCCGUAUCGGCAGCGAUCGAGUACAUGGACAAUGAUGUGCUUCCUCCGCACUGGGACAGGGAAGCAUUGUUCGGCACUUCCGGUAGCUGUAGCGAUUCGGACCAGGAGCUCGAAACGGACAGCUCGGACGAUGAGCCGACCGAGGAAAAGGAUCACUUUGUAGCGCAGCUAUACAAGUUUAUGGAUGAUCGGGGAACGCCAUUGAAUAAAGCGCCAUCGAUUACGAACCGUGAUGUGGAUCUGUAUCGGUUGUUCCGAGCGGUGCAAAAGCUACACGGGUACAAUCGCGUAACGACGCUCAAUCAGUGGAAACAGAUCGCUUUACGGCUAGGGUUUUCACCUGCCACGGCCAGCAUUACGAAUCUGGUCAAGCAAGCGUACAAAAAAUUUCUGUUCUCGUUCGAAGAGUUCAACCGGAAGCUUGGCUGCACGAUGGUACCGCAUCCUAAGACGAGUCGGACAAAGGGCCGCAGUUUGGUACGUGCCAGCUCGGUUCAAUCGCCGAAACUGACGGAAAAGGAAAAGCUUCUAACGGCAAAGGAGAAAGCAGCGUCGGCCGCAGCAGCAGAUGCAUCUGCAAAAGCAAGUAGUUCGGCUGCUGCUGCUGCUGCUGCUGCUUCGACAGCCACGGAAGCAUCCAAUUCAGCGGUAGAAGAAUCGGGCAAUACGAGUGAAUCGAGUGCAGCGGAGAGUGCCGUCCUGAGACCGAGCAGUACUAAGCGUAAGGCGGGGGUUGGCGGUAAGGUUAAAGCGCUGGUAGAUAAGUUCGAGGAGAAGGAGAAAGAGCGCGAAAAAGAAAAAGUAUCCACGGGUAAAGGAGGUGGCGAGAGUAGUGGAUCAUCCGGAGGUGGCAAAAAGGACGACGCUGGCACAUCCUCAUCAGCAUCAGCAGUGAAGAAGGAAAAGCCAACGCCGGGGAAAGCGAAAUCCGUUGAGCCGGUGGUGGUCGAGAAACGGGGUCGUAAGCGAAAGGAUGCCGAUUCGGUAGAUUCGAAAAAGGAUGAUCGGGAAACGGCAACCGCAAGCAGUAGUGUGGGUAGUGCCGGUAGCACCACCAGCAGCUUGAUUAAACCGGAGAAACAACCCUCCUCCAGCAGUAGAAAGGAAGAAAGUGGCGGUCCACCGGGAAGGGAAGGUAACGGAGGUGGUGGUGGGGGUGGUGGUGUUGGAGGAAACGGAACUGGGCCAGGGACGGCAAGUGGGCAUAGUGUUCGUAACGUUAGCCCAGCCGUUGGAGCCGGAUCCACCGUACCCGAUUUUCCGAUCGAAGUAGGCGACAAGCUCAAGGUGUACUACGAUGAGCAGAAGGUGACGUACGAAGCGAAGGUGAUCGAGAUCGCGAAACAGGAAGGAAAUCUCAUCUAUCUCGUACACUACACCGGUUGGAACACGAGGUACGAUGAAUGGGUGCGCAAGGAACGUAUUGCCGAAAAUUUAACCAACAGCAAAACCAAGAAAGGCAAAUCGUCCACCAAUACACCAACCAGCGGCAGUGGCAAAGGACCGACCCAUGGUGGAACACCGGGAGCAUCUAUUGCGGCCGGGGAUAAAACCCCAAAAAUCGCUAAACGAAGCCGUGGAAAUUCGAAAGGCGAACAAAGCAGCAGUGGCCCGGGUAGCAACUCUACUCCCCGCUCCACAACUCCUAACGUCGGACGGAACAAAUCACCCGCCACACCGUCGAACCGAAGACCACUCACACGUGGUGGAUCGUCCGCAGCUACCGGAUCUUCCCUAUCCGCUUCAGCUGCCUCCGCAGGCAGACGAACAUCGAACAAUACGGACAUUUCGUCCUCACUGUCCGUACCGACUGAUCCGGAUAAUACCAGCGACACCGAUUCGGACGAACCGAUGCUGAAAAAGUGCACCACCAACAGCACCUCGUCGACCACCUCUUCCAACUCGUCGAUUUCCAUCUCGUCGACGAGCACGAAAGUAAGUACAACAGCCGAGGCCGGUUCGUCGUCCGAUGCCGCGGCCAUAUCGGACGAGUUUUCCAACGGAGCAUCCAAGGGUGGUGGUGUUGGCGGUGUUGGUGGUGGUGGUGGUGGUCGUGACUAUGAUCUCAAUCAAAUACGUUCCGAGCUGAAGGGCUUCAAAGAAUUGAAAUCGCCUGGAUCGCCGGCAUCAGAUACAACGACAACAACAACCACAACGGCCGGUGGUGCAGGAGAAAGCCAUUCGACAUCGGUCGCCACCAUUACGGAUGUGCCCAAACAUCUUAUCCCGAAGCAAGAACCAACAAGCGUGCUCACGAGAAGCAGUUCCAUCGAGACGAAAGAUUUGCUUUCGGGCAACACACCGCUAGCAAUGAUCAAGAAGGAACCAACCGGAUCCGACGUGAUAGUAAAGGAGGAAGAAUCGACCGUAACCGAGGAGGACGACGAGCCGGAAAAAUCCUCCGAAUCGGAAACGCUCAGCGAGGAAGAUUCCUCGCAAUCUUCCAACAAAGCAUAUUCCAGCUCACCGAUAACGACGAUGGUCGAUUCCGACACGGCCGAAACACCGCUCGCAGCAGGUCUAGUGCUGAGUCCGAAGAUUUUAGCAUCACCUCCACCCAGUGUCGAAUGUGAAGAUACGUCCUCUACCGAACCUUUAAUAAGCGUUGCAAACAAAGCCGCCGACGCGAAGGCGUCUCUCGAGAAGGCUUCGGCGUUAAAUGCGAAUAAGAAAGAUCCGAGUGAUGCGUCGAGUGUAGAAAAGUCAGCCGACGCAUCAUCAUCAACAUCAUCGUCGUUGUCGUCGUCGUCGACAGGCGGUAGCAAACCACCGAUUAAGACGUACGGCACGGCGGCCACGAUCAUUGCCAACUCGGAAAAGAUGGCAUUCUGUACGGUUCGUGAUGCGAGCACGGAAAAUGAUCUGAAAUCGCCACUUUCUGUAACGACAGCAACGGCAAAAGAUAGUGUGCUGGAAUCGCCGCAAAAAACUCCGCUCGGAUCUCAAACCGCUGGAACAUCUGCUUCGCUUUCGGUACGAUCAAAAGCAGGACUAUCGGAAGACAAGACUCCACCAUCCGCAUCGAGCGGUCGUACGGGUACGAGUGCUUUAAUAACACCAACCAAAGCCGCAUUUGGAACAUCUCCAUCAGGUCCUUCCGGAAGUAAUGUUAAAGAUGAUAUUACCGUGUCACCACAACAACAGGGUGUAAUUAUCGCUACCGGUUCCAAUGUGCGACCAAUAAAAUCUCCUAAAUCAUCGCCCUCCACUAACGCAACGGAGUCCUCAUCCGGUACAGCAUCGGAAGACACUAAACCCAGCACUGCAACAGUCCCUCCCAUUGGACCAACAGCAAACAUUCUGUCACAAACGGGAAAUUCAACAGUUUCCGCUUUCAGUUCGCUACGUGCAGAAAAGAAACAAACGGGAACGGGAAUGGCCGGUACGGAGCGAAAGUUUACACUUGGAAGAGAAGGAACUUCGGCCUUUUCUACGCCCGUAAGCUCUCAAUCCACACUAUCUGUCGCUUCUUCGGCAACUUCCCUAAAGCACGGAAGUUCCGGUUUGUUGGGUGAGAAAAAACACUUUUCCUCCUCGACGCUAACACCGGCCCAGAAUAAGCUGCUCAGCAAGGAAGCCCUGUGUAUAAAGUCACUGUUCGAGUCUGCCGCCAAUGAGAAGAUUUCGGACGUGUAUGAGUUUGAAGAUGAAUACGACGAUCAGGAUACUGCAAGUUCCUCAGGUCCUAUGGGAGUGGUCGGUGGUACAGGUGGCAGUGGAACUGUCGGUGGAGGGGCAACCGGUCCACGGAAGCUCGUAUCGGAUGUCCCACCAGCGGAAGUUGUGAGUUCACUCACUCCUUCUUUGGGCGGGCAGCAGGCAGAUGAGAAAAGGAAGAAACCGCUACAACGGAAAACGAUGGCUGCUACCGCGGUUGAUCCUCUAGACACGUCCAAUUACGUAUCGGGCGGCUACAGUGGAGCAUUAAAACGCGCAAAGAAACCUUCACCAGUUAAAACGGAACCUAUGGGAGUGAGUGAGAGCAAACCUCCCAAAGGACCAGGCGCAUUACGACGUGAGGCAAAAGAAAAGGAAGAGAAAGAUAAGGAACAGAAGCCUCCUUUGGAACUCGAUUCCGGGGCGGUAAACGCUUCUGUAGAUCAGCCAAAAGAAAAGAUUUCUCCCAAAACGACUGCUGCAGUUACUACCUCUGCCCAACCUGGUCUAACGACCGCUUUUGUACAAACGCCAGUGAAGAGUGACUCAACGUUCGAUGUGUUACGGAAGUCUCCCAGCUUUAAUCUGGUUACUCCGGGACCGUUAGGAGCUAAGGAGGAAGGAACGUUCAAAUCGCAGGAAGAACUCGAUACGAAACCUACACCACCACCGCUUCCAGCGACGACAACCCCUGGGAUUUUCACUCCAGUUAUUUCAGCCUCAUCUGCUGGAAGUGGUGGUGUAAGCGAUCGAUCGAUUUCUUCCGUGCUUUAUCCGCACGGGAAAGGUCCAUCCACUUCCGUCCUGCUGGCAAAGGCAGGUGAUGAGAGUCAAAAGGAGGAACCAACGUUGGAGAACUGUAAAAAGUACUUUAACGAUAUGAACUUUGAAUUCGACGCGCCGAACGUGAAGAAACCGCCCUCGAUUGCCGACAAGGUACUGAAGGCUUUAAGUCAACAGAAUCAGCAACAGCAACAGCAAACAAUAAAGUCGGAAAAGCCAGACUUCCCGAAGUACAUGCCAAGCUCGAUGCAUCACCAUUCGCUCCCGAGCACGCCGAAAUCGCUCAUGAGCAGUGGUUUACUGUCAUCGCCAGCGAUGGAAAGUGGCACUCCGAUGUCUUUUACGUCCUCGUUACAUCCUGCAAUAAAAUCGGAAUCCAUUAGCGGUGGUGGUAAUAGUUCUUCCACCGUGUCCUACACAUCUCCAAUGAUGGCGGUAAAUCAUCCGGCGAAACCAGCUUCCUUGGAUGGAAACGAAUCACUGCACGGAGGAAAGACUCUCGAAGGUAUGAAGAAGGAACCGGAAGACUCUCACGUCUCCACCACAAAGUCUUCACCGAUCAGCACUGAUAUAAAAGCGACCAAUCCACCGCAGACGACGAUAACUACAUCUUCAAGCCAUAAGAUACAUUCGCUCGAGCAGAUUCCAACAUCGCGAAGUAACGAUCUAACUGAAUCGCUUCGAAAGCUAGAUCCUGAUCCACGGUUCAUCCACGACGAUGAGUCCACGGACAGUAACGAUUCAGAGCAUCGGUUAAUCAUCGAGGAUGCGGAAUCGCAAGGCAGCGGUGAACCCGUUACCGGAAGCGCGAUGGUGCGCGAUGCUCAUCCGGUUCUGUCAAACUCCUCCACUAUUGCCAGCAGUACAACAGCGGUGAUCGUUCACUACGAAAGCAAACAGCCAGCUGCCUCAGUGAUAUCGGCCAAGAAAGAACUGUUUGAGGAAAAGCCACGAUCUGCACCAACCUCCUCUUCCAUAACGCUCGAGAUGGCCUCGGCAGCGUCGGCAGCAGCUGUUGCCGCGGUUGCAGAUAAAGAGAAACUCAUCCUAAAGCAAGAUCGUCCAGGAACAACGGAGAACUUACCCUCAUCCCAUGUCAAAGAAGAUCCUGCGAAAUCAUUCUCCGGUGCACCAACAGCGUCUGGGGACAAAAAGACAUCAGGCGGUGCCAAGCAGAGCCUGCUUGAGACAAUCAUACAGAUGAACACGGCUAGCCGUGGUAUGAGCUCCGAAGAGUACUUGAUGGAAGUGCUUAAGGUGCACGAACAACAGCCACAGACGCAACGCACCAGCGCUGAGGCUGACAAUCGUAAAGACGGUUCCUCCGCAGCGCAACUGCAACAGGAUAACAGUGGCGUUGUCGCUGUGACGGCAUCCGUAAUAACUACGACCGGAUCGAAUCCCAACGAAUCGUUGGGAUCUUCAGUGCAAUCUCUCAACCAAGAUGAUGUCCCAUCGCAAUCCGUGCACUACCAUCAAUCACAAUCUCCAGCACAAGCACCGAACAAUGAAUCUUUAUCGUUGCUACUGUGCGAGGAAACGAUUCCGGGGUCACCGGCACCGAAAGAUCAGGACCGAUUGCCACCGUCAACGGUCGGGCGGAAAGUAUACGCCGAAACACCGCUCGUACCAACAUCCGUAUCAUCCUCCUUUUUACCACCGCAAAACAUACAAACUGCUACCGAUCUGAAGCCCGUUCCGAUGGAUCUCGAACCUCCGGUGGUAACGAUAACGAUCGGUGGUAAUACAACAAUCAGUAGCACCAGUCAAAGUGGACAGACGACGGCGGUUGCAGGAAGUUCCAACCUUCAACAGCAGCAUCAGCACCAGCAGCAACAAAGCUUAAGAAGCAAAAUUAGCUCCGGUGGAGGUGAAUCGACUGCCGACACACCGAACAGCUCACCGAGGGAUUCGGUUAGUCAGGAUGAAACACACGAUCAAGAAUCACUCUCACCGAUGAAGAAACGCCGACAGCGAAAACCGAGCGAAGAACCAACGCUCAAACGUCGUCGGACGGGCAACACCAGUCUGGGUGGUGGCUAUGGAUAUGGCAACAAUGGUUCAAACACUAGUUAUGGCCGGAAUCAAAGAGGUCUUAACACAAGCAAUGCAACAGACAGUGAGGACAACUCGGACAAUCUAGCGGCAUUUCACCGUUCGUCCUCGUUGAUCUUUGUCGGAAGCAAAACGGGACGUCCCUGUCAGUACAAUUUCCUGGUCAAUUUAGAUCCUUCGCUGAGCAACAAUCAGCGGAUAGGGAUCAUAAGGAAAAAGAUACAGGACCUGCGCAAAACGUACAACGCGAUCAAGGCCGAGCUGGCGAGUAUCGAUCGGCGGCGCAAGAAGCUACGUCGCCGAGAGCGUGAAAACAAGAAGCAAGCCAAACUGAACAGUGCCAGCGUCGGCAAUAACUAA